AUGUAUACUACUAGAUGUGACGAAUAUUCUAGUAAUAAUAGGAAUUUAGUAAAUAAUUAUAAAGAUAUUAAUAGUAAAGAAGAUAAUAAUGAAGAGAAAUUACUUCAGACUGGUAAAAUUGUUGGAAUAUUUUCUUUAGAAUGGGCACUAAAUUUUUUGACCCAAAAUUCCGAAUUUUUAAGAGAGAAACCUAUGUCACCAUUAUCUAUAUUUGCUGCUCAUAUUUGGACUGGUUCUCAAAAAUGUGAUUUUUCAGAAUUAAUAUCCCCUGGAGGUAAAUUAAGAAAUGAUGUCUUUAAACUUUUAAUACAUCCAGUUCAUGAAUUAGUUAGUUCUUUAAGAUCUAAUGAAUAUUAUUUUAAAGCUUUAAAAAUAUUAAAUCCUAAUAUAGGAGAAUUACCAUUUAUAACAACAGGUAUUGAUAUACCAUUAAUAACUGGAAAUUGUUUUAAUGAUGAAUAUAUUGAGAAAUUAACCAAAUGGAUAAAAGAUAUAUCUGUAAAAGAAAUUGAUAAUAAAACAAUAACAAAUUCUAUUGAACAUUUAAAUAAUAGAAAUAUAGAUAUAUAUAAUAAUGAUGAAUUAAUAUAUCAAAUAUCUAUACAUUGGUUGAUUCAUAAAUUAUUAAGUAAUUUUCUUUAUAAUCCUAAUGGACCAAUGUCAAUAUCAAAAACAAAUAUUUUAAUUGAUAAACUUUUACCAUUAGAUAAUUUUCAAGAUGGAAAUAAAAUUUGUUGUAGAGUUGAUAUUUUUAAAUUUUCAAAAUCAUUAAGAAAUAUAUGGAAAUCUAUUAAAGGAAAAUAUAAUGAAGAAUAUAAUGAAGAAUAUAAUGAAGAAUACAAUGGUAAUUUUUUAGAAUUAUUUUCAGACAGUGAUAAUAAUUUCAUUGAAUGUUUAGUUAACAUAAUAAAGUCAUAUCCUUUAGAAGAUUUAUUAACUUCUUUAGUUAAUUUUGUUACAAAAUUUAAUAAUAUAUUACAUAUAUCUAAUCCAUGGAGAAAUAUAUAUUCAUUUAAAGAUUCAUUAAAUAAUAUAGAGAAUGAUAAUUUUAUAGUAGAUAUUGAUCCAAAAGAACCAUUUAAUGUUAUAUUUGAAUUAUCUGGACAUUAUAGAGCUAUAACAAUAUGUAGAGAAUAUUAUGAUAAUUUAAAACCAAAAAGUAAAUAUAAUCGUGAAUUGAUUAAUUCUGCAAGAUUAAUUUUAACAUUUUGUUUAGAAAAAGGGUUAUCAAGUAAACACUAUAUUGAAGAAAUUCCAGAAUUUAUAACAUCUAAAAAUAUUACAUCUUCAUUUGAAGAGAAUUUAUUUGAUGAGAUAAAUAUGGAGAAUAUUAUUGAUAUAAAUAAUAAUGAGAUAUUAGAAAAUAAAGAAUUAACAUCUAGAGUAAAUAAUAAUAAUGAGAUAUUAGAAGAUAAAGAAUUAAGAUCAAAAUCAAAAUUAUAUUCUAAUGAUACAAAUGGUAGGAAGAUAUCUGUUGAGGGUAUAUCAGAUAUUUUAAGUUCUGAUAGUGAACCAAUAAUACAAAAUAUUUCUAAAACAAGGAAUAGUCGUAAAAGUUCUAAUUCUGAUAUUGGAGGAAAUCCAGCAAGAAAAUAUCGUAGAUGGACAGAUGAUGAAACAUCUUUAUUAGUUGAUGGUGUAAAUGAAUAUGGUAUAGGUAAAUGGAGAGUUAUAUUAGCUAAUUCUAAAUUAUGUCGUGAUGAAGUAGGUUUAAAAGAUCGUUGGCGUAAUCUUAUAAAAGGUGGUCAUGUAAAGUGGAAUUCAUUAUCUAAGAAAUAUUAUAUUGUAGAUUAA
Cryptosporidium muris RN66 is the source of this 1794-nucleotide messenger RNA. RefSeq names its product myb-like DNA-binding domain-containing protein. The record is from RefSeq and is a predicted model, not a curated record. Bases 1 to 1794 code for a protein of 597 amino acids. Lineage: Eukaryota; Apicomplexa; Conoidasida; Eucoccidiorida; Cryptosporidiidae. The transcript has a single exon.